Messenger RNA from Eupeodes corollae, 1312 nucleotides. It is a transcript of the gene Daao2, whose product is annotated as D-aspartate oxidase. Bases 279 to 1283 code for a protein of 334 amino acids. The transcript has 6 exons. The record is from RefSeq and is a predicted model, not a curated record. Gene Ontology annotation, molecular function: FAD binding; D-amino-acid oxidase activity. NCBI's taxonomy places the organism in Eukaryota, Metazoa, Arthropoda, Insecta, Diptera, Syrphidae.
ACUCCUUUGUUAUUUUAUUUGGUGUGCGAAUAUUUUUUUAAUAUUGCAUUCAUUAAAAAAAAGAACAUACUUGCUUUAAAAUUAUCAGUUCUUCUAGUAAGGUUUAAUGCUUUAGAAACAAAUUAUUACUAACAACACGUAAGAUUAAUGAAAGAGAUUAGGGAAUUUAAGUUUGGGAAUUAAAUAUGUACAUGUACAUAUACAUAUACAUACAUGCAUAUUUGGAGAUACACCCUACAACUUUUCAUUAUCGCUUCUAGAUAAGGAAGUUCCCAAAAAUGCAGGUCGCAGUUCUAGGAGGUGGUAUAAAUGGAUUUUGUUGUGCAAUACAAGUAAAAGAAAAGUGGCCAGGAGCAAAAGUUUCAAUAAUAUCAGAUCUCUACACCCCUAACACAACUGGAGACGGAUCAGCUGGGCUAUGGGGACCAUAUCUCAUGGGUGAUACUCCAGCCGGCAAAGUCAAUGAAUGGUCAUUGGGAAUGCACAAAUUUCUAAAGCAAAUAUGGAUUUCCGGUGAUAGUGGAGAGGCUGGCGUUUGUCUAAUUCCAUGUGUUCGUCUAGCAACAGGAGGAAAUCAGCUCGAUGUUUCUUGGAGAGAUAUAGUGUACGGCUGCAGAGCAAUGAAACAAACAGAAUUGGAUGCAUAUAGUGGGACACGGUCCAGUAAAUUUACAUCCGGUUUGCACUUUGUCACUUAUACAUCGGAACCGGCAAAGCUCUUGCCCUACUUAGAGAAAAGGUUUAGGUCGUCUGGAGGCAAUGUUAUUAAACAAAAAAUAAAUGACCUUGAGGAGCUCAUAAGGAACUCCAAUUAUGAUGUUUUUGUCAAUUGUGUAGGGCUAGGUGCUCUUGACUUGGUCAAUGAUAAAAUGGUUCAUUCGAUUCGUGGUCAAGUUUCAAGAGUUAAGGCCGACUGGAUAUAUUAUGCUAUUUUGGACGAAAGUUUUAAUGGAAAUUACAUUAUUCCAAACUUGGAUUCAGUUGUAUUAGGAGGGACACAUCAAGAAAAUAAUUAUAAUUUGAACAUUUGUCCGAAUGACAAAUCUUUUAUAAUAAAUGGAUGUCAGAUUCACCUUCCUGGCUUAAAGCAUGCACAACAUCUAAAAGAUUGGGUUGGUUUGCGCCCUGGAAGAAAACAAGUUCGUUUGGAAAUGGAAAAAACCUAUAAUAAUAAAAUUUUGAUUCAUAACUACGGACAUGGUGGUUGCGGUGUUACUCUGUCUUGGGGAUGUGCAUCUGAAGUAGUUGAAUUACUUCAAAAAUCAAUGAAAUCAAAAUUGUAAUAUACCACUUAAUAAAAAAUUAAAAAUAA